Molecule: messenger RNA, 1512 nt
Organism: Yamadazyma tenuis ATCC 10573
Lineage: Eukaryota; Fungi; Ascomycota; Pichiomycetes; Serinales; Debaryomycetaceae
Gene: DUS4
Product: tRNA dihydrouridine synthase
Biological process (GO): regulation of DNA-templated transcription; tRNA processing; chromatin remodeling
Cellular component (GO): chromatin; nucleus
Molecular function (GO): flavin adenine dinucleotide binding; tRNA dihydrouridine synthase activity
Source: RefSeq, a predicted model, not a curated record
AUGGUUCCGGCCCCAACUCCUCAACCAGAACCUGAUAUGAAUGACCUUCCUGACAAUCCUAUGCCUAAACAUCAGGCUAAGUUUGCCCUCAACACCAUCAAGAAUGUGAAGCGUUUAAAAGAUGCAGGUCCAUUUUUGAAACCGGUUGAUAUUAUCAAGUUGAAUAUUCCUUUCUACUACAAUUUUGUUCCAAAACCAAUGGAUUUAUCAACUAUUGAGAAAAAGCUUACUGUCAGUGCCUACGAGGUACCUGAACAAUUUAUUGAUGACUUCAACUUGAUGGUGAGCAACUGCAUAAAGUUCAAUGGAGAAAAUUCCCCAAUCGCUAAGAUGGGUAAAAAUAUCCAAGCUUAUUUCGAAAAGCACAUGUUGAACUUCCCACCAAAAGAAGCGAACGAAAGUGAAUUAAGUACGGCUUCGAAAAGAAGGAUUGAGCUGCAACUGCUGGUUCCCUCAAUUGCCAGUAACAGACCAAAGAGAAACAUACACCCACCAAAACCAAAAGAGUUGCCAUACGAUAAUAGACCAAGAAAGAAGAAGUUUGCUGCUGAUUUAAGAUUUUGUAAUCAAAUACUCAAAGAUCUCAUCAGUAAGAAGCAUUUCAGCUAUAACUUCCCAUUUUUGCAACCGGUGGAUGCCGUUGCUUUGAAUAUUCCAAAUUAUUCUGACAUAAUUAAGCAGCCAAUGGAUUUGUCCACGAUUCAAUCAAAGUUGGCUAAUAAUCAAUAUGAGAAUGGUGAUGAAUUUGAACUGGACGUGACCUUGAUGUUUGAGAAUUGUUACAAAUUCAAUCCUGAAGGUACGGAUGUGAGUAUGAUGGGCCACAAGUUACAGGAUAUCUUCCAGAAGAAAUGGAUUAACAGGCCAAUUCCAAAGGAUACUCCUCAGAAUUCUGAUAAUGAAGAUUAUUCUGACGAUGAAUUUCUGGAUGACAACAGUGAUGUGGAUGAAAGUGUUUUAUCCAAUAUCCCCGCUAUCAAAUUUUUGGAAGAUCAAUUGAUUAGAAUGACCCAGGAGUUAGAUAAGUUGAAGAAAGAUCACUUGUUGAAAAUCAAGCAACAGCGUGAACAAAGACGCAAAUCCCGUGCAAGUGGUAAGAACCGUAAAAGAAGUGGCUCUAUGGCCCACAGCACAGGUGGAAAAUCCAAGAAGAUUAAAUUGAUACCUCAAAUUCAAGUCACAUAUGAGAUGAAGAAACAAGUUAGUGAACAAGUUCCAAACUUGCCAGAUAAGAAGCUUCAAGAAUUUAUAAAGAUUAUAAAGGAUGAUGUCGACUUGAAUGAUGAGGAAGAGGUUGAAUUGGAUAUGGAUCAAUUGGAAGACAAAACUAUCUUGAAGUUGUACAACUUCUUGUUUGACAAGAAGCCAGCUAAGGCCAAAAAGAUGGAGUUGACCACAAACUACGAUAAGCUCACGAAGUUGAAGAACCAAUUAAGUUUGUUCGAUGAAGGUAUGAGGGCUGAAAGUAGUGAUGAUGAUGAUAUGAGUAGCGAGAGUUCAGAAGAGGAAUGA